AUGUCCAACGGGACCUAUCUUAGAGAUAAAAUCAAAGUAUUUCAGGCGCCCACGGCAGGAAGCCAGAGGCUAUCGCGCACCAUCUUUGAGGAUGCCAUCUCGCCGUCCUCCGCCUUUCAGUUUUCCCGCGGCGAUUCCGCGCGGCGAAUGCGCCACGCCGCCCAAGCCGGGAUUCCCGCCCCGCGGCAAUCCCCACGGCCCAACAACCGACCGGGAAGUUCGCGAACUCCCCUGCGGGGGCUAACGCCGAUCCCAUCCGAGUCCGAAUAUUUUUAUUCGGGCCAUACUAACAGCGACGCGUCCGGUUCGUCGUCCUCCUUCGAUCCCGAGGGCGAGGAGGGUCCUGGCAGACCAUUCCAUUUCGAGGCCCCGACGAGCAAAGAUCUAGAGCUCGCGGUCGCGGCAACCUGUCAGGCAAUUUUUGAGAAGGAGAAGUCCCUCAAGAAGAUCGAGCUGAAGCUGCUAAAUGAGAAGCAGAACUUGAUGGAGGCGAUAAAGCGGCGGACCGUGCAUCACGACCCAAGUUCCAAUGAUGUGAUUAUUCCAUCUUUGCAAAGAAUUCUGACCUCCAAAGACUCAGCUACGAAGCCGCGGAAUUAUUUUAUUGGUGAUUCACCGAAGCCUCGUGCGGUGGACGGAAAUUCGACGGGAACUGCUAACGAUCCUACGCGAAGUCGAACAAGCGGCAAUGUCAAUCCGUCGCCAUAUUCCAAAGUCGGGCAUCCGAUAACAAUCCGAAAGACCUUUUCUUCCCCCAGCGCCUCAUUGAGACCCGUGAAAGAAGUGCCCCUAUCCAAAAUGCGGGAUGUGGGGGAAAGUAAUGAAAAGGAAAUUAAAAAGGCCGUACAUCCCUCCUCGUUUACACAACGCUUGAGGUCACAAAGCGCGACCCCAAAGGUCGACUCCACGCAUUUAUCACCGAAUCGACUAGCCUUCACUGCGCAUGAAAACGGACGGCUGGCAAAAGAUUUUAGUGCAAAGCAAAAUGCAGUGGGAAAUGUUGAGGGCCAACCACUUGAUAAAUCAACCAAUAAAUCGUCGUCGUCGCGGGCAAACAUCAAUCGUGAGAUCCCCUCAUUUUCAUCCGUACUCGACGUUAUGCAGAACUCGCGGCGGAUCGGUACCUGCUCUCAUGCCGAUUCCCUUCCGCGAUUCAGUUCUUCUUCGGUAGUGGGAACAAAAAAUAAGGCCACUCCUCAUGCAGAAGUCGAUGAGAAACCCCGUCGACCGGCGGCGAAGUCGCUUCAGGAUAUUCUUUCCGCUCGUGGCAGUAGUGCCGAGAAGUUCACACCUCGAGAAAAGAAGGAAAAACUGCAGGCCGCGCGGCCGAAACUCUCGGAGGAAGAGUUAGGUAGCCCGGAUGCCGCAGGACCCACCCACCGCUUCACCACGAAGCGGACCUUCCCGGUCACUUCCGUGGGUUCUAAUAUGUCUCCAAAGAUAGACGAGAGUUCGAUAGAAUCCCCGAAUCCAUCCCCGGUCCAUCCACCGCAAAUUAUUAAAUGUUCUCCCAUCCCCUACUACAACUCGGCGGUCCAACCACAGAACUCCGCGCACCCGUCCAUACAGGGAGGUCGGCCAUCCCCCCCACAGACGACGUCCAUUUUUGGAAGCACCCCAGCCGAUCCCUCCAUUCGGUUUUUAUGGAAUCCCAAUACGAAGAAGACCCCUACACCGAGCAGAGGGAUUAAAGAGCUUCUUUGUACGGAAUACGUGCCUCAGUCCACCUCUCACGAACCCGAACCCUUCGCAGAGCCGACCCAGACAAUGGGAGGAUAUCUUCCUCAUAAACACGGCAAUAGUUCGAACGCGCGCAAACCCCAUACUCAACCCGAAUCCCCUCGAGUUUACAAGCCGUUUGUGGAAGCAAGUUCUACACCGACCCCUAGCGCGACGCAUCAGUCUGACCACCCGGAAGGAACGAAUGGGCAAAGUACUUUCUAUCGACCAAACAACCACACGAACACAAUUCCUAAUACAGGUGCCGAUCGCACUGCUUACCAGCCUCGCAUUUCUUUAUCACCAUCAGGGAGCUCCUUUAUCGAAUUUCCAACCCCACCUCGCCUAUCACAUGAGAAAAAAGCAAAAACAUCCUGUUUCUGUGGGUCCCAUCCUAGCCACAGCAAGGAAAAGAAUAAAAAAUCUACCCCUAGGAAAUCUAUUCAACAUAUCAUUCCUUGGCUUAAACGAAAUAAAAGCGUUACUGAUCCAUUAAAAAACAAAACAAAAUAG
This is a messenger RNA of Phytomonas sp. Hart1, 2232 nucleotides long. Lineage: Eukaryota; Euglenozoa; Kinetoplastea; Trypanosomatida; Trypanosomatidae. The record is from the annotation of a GenBank genome assembly.